AUGGUGGAACUACAUGGUCAGUUCUUUACCACAAAAGACUUGGCUAAUUCAAAGGCACUUCAAGCACAAACUGAAACUCUGUAUAGUUUACUCGAAGAAGAAUUGGGUCAGACUUCAAAUGAAGAAUUACAUGAGCUAACUCAAGACCAACAACAAGAGCUUCAAGACUUAUUGGAGAAUUUUAAGGGAGUUUUUGAAGAGAAUACUAGGCUGCCUCCUGAACUAGAUAUAAGUCAUGCAAUUGAAUUGAAGAAAGAUGCAGGUCAUGUGACUGUUAGGCCAUAUCAUUAUCCUCACCACCAUAAGGAAGAGAUCGAAAAACAAGUUCAGAGCAUGAAAGUGGAAUAUUUGGGUCAUAUAAUAUCAGAACAAGGUGUGGCUAUGGAUCCAUCUAAGAUUAAUAGCAUUUUGGAGUGGCCAAUCCUUCAUAAUGUCAAAGAAGUGAGGGGAUUUUUGGGGUUGACCGGUUAUUACCGGAAAUUCAUUGUUGGCUAUGGAAAGAUAGCUAAACCAUUUACAGAACUAAGAAAGAAGGAAUGA
Cicer arietinum (chickpea) is the source of this 540-nucleotide messenger RNA. Lineage: Eukaryota; Viridiplantae; Streptophyta; Magnoliopsida; Fabales; Fabaceae. The record is from RefSeq and is a predicted model, not a curated record.